CAGCAAUAAACUCGUGAUUCACGUGACGCUCAUGAACGCAUCUGGGGCUGUCUUUACGUAGCGUAUUUGUAGUUUAGCAAAAACUCCAAGAUGACGGAUCCGACGGCGUCUCCAGAACACCACUGGAAAGCGGAUAGCGCUUUCACCGACAGUGGCUUUGACCAUAGCUUUUUUGCAGAAAGUGCCCGCAAGGGAACAGUUGUGUCCCGUGCCAACAGCAUUGGCUCCACAAGUGCCUCCUCAGUACCAAACACAGAUGAUGAAGACAGUGACUACAGACACGAGACCUCAUUUAAAGACUCGUAUAAAGACCGACGACGACAAGCGCACAGCCAGGCUGAGCAGAAACGUCGAGAUGCAAUCAAGAAAGGCUACGAGGACCUCCAGGCAAUAGUGCCGACCUGUCAGCAGCAGUCAGAGUUUGCACUGGGAGCACAGAAGAUCAGCAAAGCUACUGUGCUGCAGAAAACCAUCGACUACAUCCAUUUUCUUCAUAAAGAAAAGAAGAAGCAGGAAGAGGAAGUUUCACUUUUAAGGAAAGAAGUGAUGGCACUGAAGAUUAUGAAAACGAAUUACGAGCACAUAGUGAAGGCCCAUCAGAACAACCCACAGCAGGGGGAGGACCAGGUUUCUGACCAGGUCAAGUUUAGCGUCUUUCAGAGCAUCAUGGAUUCUCUGUUCCAGUCUUUUAGCACUUCCGUCUCCAUGAACAGUUUCCAGGAACUGUCCGCCUGUGUUUUCAACUGGAUCGAGGAGCACUGCAAACCCCAGACACUGAGGGAGUUUGUGGUUGGAGUUCUGCGGCAGCUCAGCGGGCAGCUCUACUGACCCUGUGACACGUCUGGACUCAGUUCCCAGUCGAUGGACUUGCUUCGCUCUGGGCCGACCUCAGGGCAGGAUUAGAACCGGCAGUAGCUCUCAGACCUCAUCAGAAGCAUUUACACUCACACCCUUUGGCCGUGAAUGGACUACCUCAACUCACGCUGUGGGCAGCAGGUGGCGCUGUUCUGUGUAAUUCUGCUGAUACCACAGGGAAACCCAAGAGCACAGGAAUCUUAAAAUAAUCAGUGGGGGAAAAAAAUCCACCGACAAAUUAGAAAAUAAGACAUUGUUAGAACGACUUCCUUUGGCAGAAGUCUACUGCUGAAGCCGAGAGCUAAUGUCCAACGUCACUCCAGACCUCAGCAGACGAUUGGGAAAAAAACUGCCGUCUCCCAGUCUUGUUAUUAAUGUAAAGUUUUUAAUGUAAAUGCAGCUGUUGUGGAAUCUCGUGGCUGUCAGGUUGUUCUCUCUGUGUUCUAUCUUCGUUCAGUGACUCGGAUCAUAUCUGAGCUUCGGCGCUCACCGUGAAGACACUGAACGCAACUGCUGGUUUGGUUCCGAGGACGCUGUGUGUCAGGUAUCGAUUGUGAUGAAUCUGUCAGAUGGUGAUUUCAGCUCUCUUUUCCUAAAAUGCCAGUGAUUUUUAAAGCCACCAUGAUGAAUGCUGUUUACCUUGUUAUUCAGUGGGGGGUUUUUAUUUUCAUUAAAAAUGAUUGUGUUAGAAAUCAUCAUGGUCAGAAUG
Molecule: messenger RNA, 1564 nt
Organism: Cynoglossus semilaevis (tongue sole)
Lineage: Eukaryota; Metazoa; Chordata; Actinopteri; Pleuronectiformes; Cynoglossidae
Gene: mlx
Product: MAX dimerization protein MLX
Exons: 8
Coding region: 91-828 (245 amino acids)
Biological process (GO): regulation of transcription by RNA polymerase II
Cellular component (GO): nucleus
Molecular function (GO): DNA-binding transcription factor activity, RNA polymerase II-specific; protein dimerization activity; RNA polymerase II cis-regulatory region sequence-specific DNA binding
Source: RefSeq, a predicted model, not a curated record